This is a messenger RNA of Priapulus caudatus, 1231 nucleotides long. RefSeq names its product serine--pyruvate aminotransferase-like. Gene Ontology annotation, cellular component: peroxisome. Bases 55 to 1227 code for a protein of 390 amino acids. Gene Ontology annotation, molecular function: L-alanine:glyoxylate transaminase activity; L-serine:pyruvate transaminase activity. Lineage: Eukaryota; Metazoa; Priapulida; Priapulimorpha; Priapulimorphida; Priapulidae. The transcript has 2 exons. The record is from RefSeq and is a predicted model, not a curated record.
GCAGAAGGUCGAACAACAUCCUAACAACAUCUCCUGCGUUCUGUGUGAUCUAAGAUGGCCCAGUACUUACGGAGCGUUGUCCGGCCGGCAGAGAGACUGCUAAAGCCGUUACAGUUCCCCCACAAGCUGCUCAUGGGACCAGGACCGUCGAAUUGCCCUCCCAGAGUACUAGCUGCUCAGGCGCUGCCGCUGCUGGGUCACCUUCACGCGGAGUUCUGUUCGGUGAUGGACGACGUGAAGGCGGGAGCGCGCUACGCGUUCCAGACUGCCAACGCCGUCACGCUGGCCGUCAGCGGCACCGGCCACGCGGCCAUGGAGGCGGCCAUUUGCAACAUCGUCGAGCCGGGGGACGUCGUACUCAUCGCCAAGAACGGCCACUGGGGGGCGCGCGCGGCAGACAUGGCGGCGCGGCACGGCGCCGACGUCCGCACCAUCGUGGUGCCCCCUGGCGAGGUGUUCACGCUCGCCAACAUCGCCGCCGCCAUGGCGGAGCACGCGCCGUCUCUGACGUUCGUCUGUCACGGUGAGUCGUCGGCGGGGACGAUGCAGCCACUAGAGGGCGUCGGCGAGCUGUGUCGCGCGCGAGACUGCCUCCUCCUCGUCGACACGGUCGCCUCGCUAGGUGGCGCUCCGUUCUUCGCCGACGCUCUCGGCAUCGACGUCGUCUACACGGGCGCGCAGAAGGUGAUCGGGGCGCCCCCUGGCGUUUCGCCGAUCUCGUUCUCGGAGCGCGCGAUGGCGCGCGUCGCCGCGCGCGCCACCAGGGUGCGCUCCUACUACUUCGAUGUCGUGGAACUGGCGAACUACUGGGGGUGUGACGCGGGGCCACGUCGCUACCACCACACCGCCCCGAUCUCCAGCAUGUACGCGCUGAGGGAGGGACUCUCCAUGCUCGCGGAGGAAACCCUGGAGGUGUGCUGGGAGAGGCACCUCCGCUGCGCCCGCCUCCUGUGGCGCGGGAUCGAGGAUCUUGGACUGAAGCUGCUCGUCGAGAACGAGGAUGCUCGGUUGCCGACGGUAACGGCUGUCGUCGUGCCGGACGGGGUGGCGUGGAAGCGCGUCGUGGAGCACUGCAUGAGCAAGCACGCGGUGGAGAUCAGUGGGGGGCUGGGUCCGACCGCUGGCAAGGUGUGGCGUAUCGGCCUGAUGGGGUACAACGCUACCGAGGAGAACGUGAGGAGAGUGCUGAAGGUGCUGCAGGAAGCCAUCACCGCGUGCAAGAUGUGAGAGA